GCGCAAGUAUAUCUCGAGCGUAAUGUAUGUGAACUUAUAAAAGCGAGUAAGAUUGAGAUCGAUAUAUAAUAUAUUUCAGUUAUUGUGAAAGACAAAAGGAUCGUAUAAUAUUGUUUAUAACAAAAAUAAUUCGUAAUCGAGAUCGCAAAACGACUUUAUAUCGAGCAAAACAACACUUGCGAUGAGUUCCUGGCAUCAUGAUAUGCAAGACGUUCUUAAGGAAUCUGCUACAGAAGAUUCGACAGAGAAAAUACAACUUGAAGUAAUUAAUCAUCUUGCUGACAUCAAUCAACAUUUUCGUGAAUAUUUGCAAUUGCCGAUGUUGAAACUACGUUCGCAAGAUGAGUAUCAGACAAUUGAGUAUAAGAAAAAGAUUUAUAAGGAAAUUGUGCAAGAUCUUAUUCAUGAUGAACGGCAUUAUAUUCGUGAUCUGCAUAUGAUUAUCAAAGUAUUUCGUGAAGAAAUUAUGAAAGUGGCGCGAGAUAAAAAUGAACUCGAGACGCUCUUUAGUAAUAUUAUAGAUAUUUAUAAACUUACUAUGAUAUUACUCGGCAGUUUAGAAGACAAUUGUGAAUUAAUGGAAAUUGCAGAAGAGGGACAAAUGCCUAGAAUUGGUUCAUGCUUUGAAGCAUUAGCAAAAACGACAGAAUUCGAUAUUUAUAUAAAAUACGCAAGAGAUAUUAAUAGCCCAGCUAAUCGGGAACUUUUAAUAAAUUUAUUAUCAAGAUUGGAAGCUAAUGUAGUCUUACAAACAGGCUAUAGUAUUAAAGAAGCUGUUAAAUGUUAUUUGCCAGACCUUUUAUUGCAACCUAUAUGGCAUUGCUUCAAGUAUUUUAAUUACAUAGAGCUUUUAUGUGAGCACACCCCUAACAUGGAAGAGGGCGAAACUCUGAGACAAGUACAAGAUUUGCUAAGACCGUUACAAAUGGAAUUGACGAAAUCUGUGACGAGUGUUCCAAAAAAAGAAACGAGAUUGUUAAUACAGUGUAGAGCGAGAAGAAAAGCGGCAAUAAAAAAAAUUAGGGAAAUACAAAAAAGUGUACACGGCUGGGAUCAAAAAGAUAUUGGGCAGUGCUGUUACGGUGAAUUUAUUAGAGAGGAUACAUUGAAGAAAGUGGCUAAUAAUGGACAAGGAUUAACCGACAGAAAAGUCUUUUUAUUCGAUGAGUUACUAAUAUUGUGUAAACCAAAUACAAAUGAUAAUGUUGCAACGGAUAUUGUUGCACUUGAUAAACAUCCUACUCAUCAACGUGAAUUCCGAUUGGAAGAGAAAUUGUUUAUUAGAAAAGUUGAUGUUAUUGAUAGAAAAGACAUCGAAGAAUUGAAAAAUGCUUUCGAGAUUGCAUCGAGAGAACAUCCUAAUGUUAUUCUUAUUGCUAAAUCUGUUGAGGAUAAAAACGAUUGGAUGACGGAUUUAAUGAUGUUAAAAUCAAGAGGUAUGUUAGAAAGGACUUUGGAUAGUAUUCUUUUGGAAGAAGAAAAGGAAUAUCCAUUAGGGCUACCUCCUGCGCACUUGUAUAAAUUUGCUGAACAAGAUGAUAUGGAGAAUAUUGUCCUAGAGACCAGAGAAAAUGGCGUUCCAUUGAUUAAGGGUGCAACUUUGAUAAAAUUAGUAGAAAGAUUGACUCAUUAUACAUACGCUGAUCCAACUUCUGUAAAAACAUUCCUUCUUACUUACAGAAGUUUUUGUUCACCUCAUGAAUUAUUGACAUUACUGAAAGAAAGGUUUGACGUACCAGAUCCUUCGUUGUUUAAUGAUGAAAAAGAAACAUCUACAUGUAAAACGACAGAGAGAGAAGAUUGGAAAAGAUACAAAAUGGAGUUCUGUUAUCCGGUGCAGUUUAGAGUUUUAAAUGUUUUAAGACAUUGGAUGGAUUAUUAUUUUUACGAUUUCGAACGUGAUGGAAAACUUUUAGAAACAUUGCAAUCAUUUUUACAAACAAUUAAUGGCACAUCUGUACAGAAAUGGGUUAAUUUAUUAUUAAAAAUUGUAGAAAGAAAGCACAAAUCAUCAAAACCUAUCACAUUACAUUUUAAGAAUCGUCCUCCACCGAUUGAAACACAUCUUAAAAUUCCAGAAAAUAACGAAAAUUAUGGAAUACUUACGAUACAUCCUGUCGAAUUAGCGAGACAAUUAACAUUAUUGGAGUUUGAAUUGUACAGUGCAGUAAAGUCUUUUGAGUUAGUGGGAUGUGUAUGGACAAAGGAUGACAAAAACGAAAGGUCACCGAAUUUAUUGAAAAUGAUAAGACACACGACAAAUUUUACAAGAUGGCUGGAGAAAAUAAUAGUGGAUGCUCAAAAUUUUAAAGAAAGAGUAGCCAUUGUAUCACGUGCAAUUGAAAUAAUGGUGGUGCUACAGGAUCUCAACAAUUUUAAUGGCGUCUUGGCGAUUGUCAGCGCUUUGGAAUCGGCUUCCGUUUUUAGGCUAAAAUUUACGUUUCAACAAUUAUCAGUAGAAUUACAAGAGGCUUUAACAAAAGCGCGACAGCUUAGUAAUAAUUACGUUCGGAAAUAUAAAGAAGUGUUACAACUGAUCGAUCCACCUUGUGUACCAUUCUUAAGUAUAUAUUUGAUUAAUAUUAUGCAUCUUGAAGAAGGAAAUCGAGAUUACUUACCGGAAAACCCGAAUCUUAUCAAUUUUAAUAAAUGGCGAAAAGUGGCAGAAAUAAUUGGUGAAAUACAGCUGUACCAAAAUAAACCUUAUUGUCUUUCUGUGGAGUCUAAAAUAAGACAAUAUAUUGAAAAUAUGUGCCCUUUUGACCCUAAUAUGUCAGAAGCAAAUAUAAGCAAUUAUCUGUAUAGCAAAAGUUUAGAGAUAGAGCCCAACAAAUGUAAAGCACCUCCACAAUUCCCACGUAAAUGGCCCGAGAUAAAAUUGAAAUCACCGGGAAUUAAAACUAGUAGAAGUUUGAGCGGAAAAUCGCCAACUCCAUUACAAACGGUAGUGUCCAGCGUAAAAUGGCAUGAUCCUCCGACAGAAACUCCACCGCCUCUUGAAUUACCGGAAACACCACCACAUGCACCACAAGUUACAGUUCCGCACAUAGGGGACCACAGCAUUUUUGCACCUGUCAUAUUAGUGAGUGCUGUAUCAUCAAGAAGAAGUCCCAAUAGAAUACCAACGCCACCAUCUCCUGGUAACAUAUCCCCUAGCCAACUUCGACCACCUCUACCACCUAAACCCAGCAGAAGUCGAAAAAGUUCAUUUAGCGAAUCAUCGCAACAAGUAGGACAAGCGCCAAACGCACCAGUUCUUCCACCGAGAGAUGCUCAGAUAUCCCCACCCCCAUUACCACCACGAAGAGACAUACUAUCGUCGCAGCCUAACGGAUUCGCAAGACCGAGGUUAUCACCAGAAUUGAGUUUACCAGAACGUCCCUCAUCUACCGUGUCUAAUUUCAAUACCUCUCCUGGACCUAGUUAAGUGUUACUCUAUUUCUCUUUCUUUCUCUCUUUCUCUUUCACUUUCACGUUUUACAUUUUUUUUAUCUUGAGAAUAAAUAUUUUUAUUCGAGGCUUAUAAUCCGUUUAGUAAGCUAAAUAAAGCUGAAAUCUUUCUUGCCGUAUAAGUUAAAAAAAGUUCCAACAACACAAAUUGAUAAGUUGUAUAGAAUAUUUAUCUUUGACUAUAGAAGUAUGUAUUAUGAGUACUUUUUCCAUUCACGACGAUGUUGACGUCUUUUAUCGGUAUUUUUUAGGCUCCAUCAAAGACUGGUAAAUUUAAAUAUUUAAAUAAAGCUAUGCAUUUAUUGUAAAAUCAAUUUAUAUCCCAUCAAUUUAUGUGUACCAUAUAUGAUAGAUGCUAAAUGUAAAAUUGUAAGUAAUUUUUUUAAAAAUUCUGUCCAUCUUAACUAUUAUGAAAAAAUAUUUAUCAAUCUUUUAAAAGACAGGAUAAGGUUGGGAAUCAGAGAUCUGUCAACUACAGAGGCUUUUAGAGCUGUUUUUAUAUUCGAAUAU
Camponotus floridanus (Florida carpenter ant) is the source of this 3960-nucleotide messenger RNA. RefSeq names its product protein son of sevenless-like. Gene Ontology annotation, molecular function: guanyl-nucleotide exchange factor activity. The coding region runs from base 182 to 3427 and encodes 1081 amino acids. Gene Ontology annotation, biological process: Ras protein signal transduction; positive regulation of GTPase activity. Gene Ontology annotation, cellular component: plasma membrane. NCBI's taxonomy places the organism in Eukaryota, Metazoa, Arthropoda, Insecta, Hymenoptera, Formicidae. The record is from RefSeq and is a predicted model, not a curated record. The transcript has 17 exons.